AUGAGUCAGGUGGAGAACUCCAGAAAGAGGCUGGUUGGAGAUUCCUCGGAAGCUUCUGGAGUAGCUAAGAAACUUAAACCAUUACAUAAAUUGAGUGAAAGUGGUCCUUUAACUCAAGGUGAUGUUGUUUAUUUCCAAAAGGAAGCCAUUUGGCGUCAAAUGAUUACAUAUAAAGAAAAAUCACGUCUCUUAUCUGAAGAUGUAAGGAUAUUCAAACAAAAGUAUGAAGAUAAUGAAUCAAAGAUAAGAUUACUUUCUUUAUGGUAUGAACAAAUAGUUGAAUUAUUCCGAGUCAAAUUCCCUAAUGUAAAGGAUAAUAAAACUAUUGAUACUGCAUUAUUAAUUAAACCGGAUGAAAAAUUCGAUGAAUUACUUGAAGAAAAGAGAAUACAUCUACUUGAAGUUAUAACUCCAUUAUUAGAGAAUGAUUCCUCAUCAAGUUCAAAUUCGGCAUUACCUGAAGAAUAUAAAGAAUUAAAUUCAAAAUUAAAGCUUGCUAAAGCUAAUUCAGAAGCUUUGGCCAAUGUAAAGAAUGAAUUAGAAUUAAGAUUAGAUGAUUUACAACAACAAUUGUUGGAUAUAGUUAAACAGAAGGAAAGACAACAUUCUAAGACACUUAAACGUGUUGAUGAUAGUUUACAGAGUGAUGAUAAAGACGAGAUUAAACAAGAAAAGGAUCAGAAUGAAUUGCAAACAUCUAAUGGAGUUAAAGAAGAAUUACCUAAUGGGAAUCAAGAAAAUGGAAGUACUAAUAAUCAACAUCAAAAAGAUAAUGUAGAAGAACUUGAAACUUUAAAGAUUGAAGUUGAAGAAUUAAGAAGUUCUAAUGAAAUAAUAAGUAAACAAAUCACGGAAAUUACUGAAAAAUAUAAUAAGUCACAACAAGAAAUCAUACAGUUGGAUAAUAAAUUACAUCAUUUAGAGGAAAGUGAUUUAAUAGAUAAUGUUCAUUAUAAGAGAAUUAUUAAGAAUAAUCAAAGUUUACAAGAUCAAAUUGUUAAUCUUAAUAAGAUCAAUAGUUCAAAUAUAACUAAAUUAAAUGAAUUAGAGUCACAACAGAAUAAUAUUAAAGAAGUAAUUUCAAAAGAGAUAGUUGAAGAGAAUGAGAAAUUAAAAGAUCAAUUAAAUAAAAGUGAAAGUGACUUAGUUCGUAUUAGAACUGGACGUGAUGAAUUACUUGCAAAGCAAGCUAUUUUAAAGAGUCAAAUUGAAAGUCAACCUGCAAGUAAAGAACUUGUUAAUCUUAAUCAAGUUUUGAGUCAAAGAAUAGAGCAAUUACAAAGAGAAAAAUUAGAUAAGGUUACAAAUGAAGAUAAAAAAUUGAAUGAAUUAAGUAAAGAAGAUUUAAUUUCAAGAAUUGAAGAAUUAAGUAAUGAAAUUAAAGAAAUUGAAUUAGCAUUUAAAGAAACAAGAGAAAUUUCAUUGAAGAAGCUUGGAUCGAACAUUGAUCAAGAGAAUUUAGUUAGAAAAUUAACUAUUGAAAAGACUAAAGCUGAUCAAAAAUAUUUUGCAUCAAUGAGAGCUAAAGAUUCACUAAGUGCUGAAAAUAAAGUUAUGAAAGCUCAAAUCAAUAAAACUCAAGAUUUAGUUAAAAACUUGAAUGAUUUGGAAAAGAAUUAUUUAACUAAGAUAGAUUUAUUAACCAAAUCUUUAAGUGAUUAUAAAUUAAUUAAAGAGAAUUCUCUUGGAGAGAAUACUAAAUUACAAGAGAAUGUUAAAUCAUUAAAGAAUUCUAAAGAAUCAUUACAAAAGGAAGUUGAAAGACUUAGUAAAUCAAUUGAAGAAAAAGUUUCUGAAAUUAAUAAUUUAACCAGUGAAAAUAAUCAAUAUAAAGUUAAGGUUAAUAAACUUGAAAAGAAUCUUAAAGGAACUGAUUCAUUAUUACAAAAGUAUAAACAAAAUAAUACUUCAUUAAUUUUACAAGAAGAUGAACAACAAUUAGAAGCUCUUCGAUCAAUUGCUAAAUGUUCUUUAUGUUCUAAGAAUUGGAAAGAUACUGCCAUAACUGUUUGUGGUCAUGUAUUUUGUCAUAAUUGUACUCAAGAAAGAUUGGCUGCUAGAUUAAGACGUUGUCCAUCAUGUAAUAAGGGGUUUUCAGUUAAUGAUUUAUUAUCAGUUCACUUAUAG
Messenger RNA from Scheffersomyces amazonensis, 2127 nucleotides. It is a transcript of the gene BRE1, whose product is annotated as E3 ubiquitin-protein ligase. Bases 1 to 2127 code for a protein of 708 amino acids. Gene Ontology annotation, molecular function: ubiquitin protein ligase activity; metal ion binding. The transcript has a single exon. NCBI's taxonomy places the organism in Eukaryota, Fungi, Ascomycota, Pichiomycetes, Serinales, Debaryomycetaceae. Gene Ontology annotation, cellular component: HULC complex; nucleus. The record is from RefSeq and is a predicted model, not a curated record.